Molecule: messenger RNA, 7885 nt
Organism: Fulmarus glacialis (Northern fulmar)
Lineage: Eukaryota; Metazoa; Chordata; Aves; Procellariiformes; Procellariidae
Product: hemicentin-1-like
Exons: 51
Biological process (GO): synapse organization; homophilic cell-cell adhesion
Cellular component (GO): plasma membrane; neuronal cell body; axon
Molecular function (GO): axon guidance receptor activity
Source: RefSeq, a predicted model, not a curated record
UCCACCCUGGCGUUCGUGUUUGAUGUGACCGGCUCCAUGUACGACGACCUGGUGCAAGUUAUCGAGGGGGCGUCCAAGAUCCUGGAAACGUCUCUAAAAAGACCCAAGAGACCGCUUUACAACUUCGCCUUGGUGCCUUUCCACGACCCAGAAAUUGGUCCAGUGACAAUAACCACAGAUCCCAAGAAAUUUCAAUUUGAACUCAGGGAACUGUAUGUUCAGGGUGGUGGAGACUGUCCAGAGAUGAGCAUCGGGGCAAUAAAGAUCGCUCUAGAAAUUUCUCUUCCUGGUUCUUUCAUCUAUGUAUUUACUGAUGCACGAUCCAAAGAUUAUAGACUUACCCAUGAAGUACUUCAACUCAUUCAACAGAAGCAAUCACAGGUAGUAUUUGUACUGACUGGAGACUGUGAUGACAGGAAUCAUAUUGGUUACAAGGUCUAUGAAGAAAUUGCCUCAACGAGUUCUGGUCAAGUUUUUCACUUGGACAAAAAACAAGUUAAUGAGGUGUUGAAAUGGGUUGAAGAAGCAGUUCAAGCCUCCAAAGUGCAUCUCCUGUCUACAGACCAUUUAACCAUGGCUGUAAAUACUUGGCAGAUCCCUUUUGAUCCGAGUCUGAAAGAGGUUACGGUGUCCUUAAGUGGUCCUUCACCAGCAAUUGAAAUUCAUGAUCCAUUAGGCAAGCAGAUCAGUAAAGGAUCAGGACUGAAUGAACUGCUAAAUAUCCACAACUCUGCAAAGGUAGUAAAUGUCAAAGAUCCAGAGCCUGGAACGUGGACAAUUAAGACCUCGAGCAGCGGAAGGCACUCUGUUCGGAUCACAGGUCUCAGCACUAUUGACUUUCGAGCUGGAUUUUCUAGGAAGCCAACGCUAGACUUUAAAAAAACAUCCAGCAGACCAGUGCAAGGGAUUCCUACCUUCGUGCUGCUAAAUACCACAGGGAUCUUUCUUCCAGCUAGAGUAGACCGACUGGAACUUCUGAGUAUUACAGGGGAACUUCUUAAGACCUUGCCUGUGAAAUACUAUCCUGACAGAAAGCCCUAUGGACUAUGGAAUAUUUCUGACUUCAUUCCACCAGAAGAAGCUUUUUUUGUUAAAAUAACGGGCUAUGACAAGGAUGAUUAUCUUUUUCAGAGAGUUUCAAGUGUUUCAUUUUCUAGUAUUACUCCUGAUGCUCCAAAAGUUACAAUGCCUACCAAGACUCCAGGAUAUUACUUACAGCCAGGGUCUGUUCCUUGCCACGUAGAAAGUCUUAUACCUUUUACUCAGCGGUUUACUAAAAAUGGAGUAAAACUAGGAGUGGAUCAGUUCUUCAAAGAAUCAUCUAGUAUGAGUUGGGAAAUUGCCAAGGUCUCCUUGUCUGAUGAAGGCUUUUAUGAAUGUAUGGCAACUAGCAGUGCAGGAACUGGACGUGCACAGACGUUUCUGGAUGUGUCAGAGCCUCCACCCAUGAUUCAGGUUCCUAAUAACGUCACGGUUGUCCCUGGUGAAGGAGCCAUCUUGACCUGCCUGAUUUUAAGCACAGUGCGCUACAAUCUCACCUGGCAGAGAAACGGCAGGGAUGUGAGGCUUAAGGAGCCCCUGCGAAUUAGGAUGAUGAGCAACCUGUCUUUAGAGGUGAAGACUGUAAAGCUCACGGAUGCUGGCAAGUACAACUGCAUCGCUUCUAAUGAGGGUGGAUCUACCACAGCAUCAGUCUUCCUUACGGUGCAAGAACCACCUAGGGUUGUCAUUUCACCUAAGAAUCAGACUUUUACAGAAGGCUCCGAAGUGUCUAUCAGGUGUUCUGCAACUGGUUAUCCAAAGCCAACAGUAGUAUGGACACACAACGAUAUGUUUAUUAUUGGUUCAAGCAGGUAUAGAUUGACCCCAGAAGGCACCUUAAUCAUAAGAAAGGCAAUUCCAAAAGAUGCAGGAAUUUAUGGUUGCUUGGCAAGUAACUCAGCUGGGACAGAGAAACAGACAUCCACCCUUACAUACAUUGAGGGUCCAACAUUGACCAUAGUUCAAAGUGAAAUUCUGGUUGCUCUUGGAGACACAACUGUUAUGGAGUGUAAAACAACUGGAAUCCCACAUCCCCAAGUUAAAUGGUUCAAAGGUGACUUAGAGUUGAGGGCAUCAGCAUUUCUCAUUAUUGAUACUCAUCGGGGUCUUCUGAAGAUCCAGGAAACACAAGAUCUGGAUGCUGGUGACUAUACCUGUGUGGCUACCAAUGAUGGAGGGAGAGCUUCUGGAAAGAUAACUCUAGAUGUUGGCUCUCCUCCAGUUUUCACACAGGAACCCAGUGAUGAAUCUGCGGAUAUUGGCUCAAACAUCACGCUGCCGUGCUAUGUUCAGGGUUACCCAGAACCAAAAGUUAAAUGGAGGCGGCUAAAUGGUGCUUCCCUUUUCUCAAGACCAUUCGCAGUUAGUUCCAUCAGUCAACUCAGAACAGGAGCUCUAUCUAUUAAUAGUUUGUGGGUCAGUGAUGAAGGAACUUAUAUUUGUGAGGCUGAGAACCAGUUUGGAAGGAUUCAGUCACGGCCAGCCACAAUCACAGUAACUGGACUGGUUAAACCUUUGAUUGGAGUAAGUCCAGCUACAGCCAAUGUAAUUGAGGGGCAGCAGCUCACUUUGCCAUGUGUAUUGCUUGCUGGAAACCCUAUUCCAGACCGGAGGUGGAUUAAAAACAGUGUGGUGCUCGUUCCCAAUCCCUACAUUAAUGUUCGCAGUGAUGGAAGCCUGCACCUUGAAAGAGUUCGGCUGCAGGAUGGCGGCGAUUAUACCUGCAUGGCAAGUAAUGUUGCUGGGACAAGCAACAAAACUACUACUGUUAAUGUGUAUGUUCUGCCUGUUAUUCAGCAUGGACAGCAGAUAUUUAGCACCAUUGAAGGAAUUCCAGUAACAUUACCAUGCAAAGCAAGUGGAGUUCCUAAGCCAUCUAUUGUCUGGUCCAAGAAAGGAGAAGUAAUUCUUUCUAGCAAUGUGAAAUUUUCUGCAGGGUCUGAUGGAAGUCUGUAUGUACUUUCACCAACGGGUGAAGAGACUGGGGAAUACAUGUGCACUGCAACAAAUGCUGCUGGUUAUGCUACACGGAAAGUCCAGCUGACUGUUUAUGUGAAACCUAGAGUAUCCAGGCCUGGAGACCAGCAAGGAAAUGCAUAUGAUAAACCCAUAGAGAUCUCAGUAAUUGCAGGGGAAGAUGUCACACUUCCAUGUGAAGUAAAGAGCUUGCCACCCCCCAUAAUUACCUGGGCCAAAGAAAUGCAGCUCAUAUCUCCAUUCUCUCCAAGACACACUUUCCUACCCUCAGGGUCAAUGAAGAUCAGUGAGACACAAGUUUCAGACAGUGGAAUGUAUAUCUGUGUAGCCACAAACAUUGCUGGGAAUGUGACUCAGUCAGUGAAGCUAAGUGUACAUGUUCCUCCAAAGAUACAGCGUGGGCCUCGAGUUUUGAAAGUCCAGGCUGGCCACAGAGUUGACAUACCCUGCAGUGCCCAGGGGAUCCCUCCCCCAACAAUCACUUGGUUCAAAGGCAGAAGUGCUGUGCCGAUAGAUGGUGGGCAGUUUAUCCACAGCCUGGAUGGAGCUCUAAGCAUCAGCAACGUCCAGCUUCCCGAUGCCGGAAUCUACAAGUGUGUCGCUAAUAACGUAGCGGGUAGUGACGCGUCGGAGAUAACCGUACAAGUUCAAGAGUCUCCUACUAUUGAUGAUCUGGACCCUCCAUACAAUAAUCCCUUUCAAGAAAGAGUGGCAAAUCAACGCAUUGCAUUCCCAUGCCCAGCAAAAGGUGUUCCAAAGCCUGUCAUCAAAUGGCUACGUAAUGGAAGAGAGCUGACAGGCAGUGAACCAGGGAUUUCAAUUCUGGAUGAUGGGACACUGCUGAUUAUAGCUUCUGUUACACCUUCUGAUAAUGGAGAGUAUAUCUGUGUGGCAACCAAUGAAGCUGGAAGCACAGAAAGAAAAUAUAACCUGAAAGUUCAUGUUCCUCCUGAAAUUAGAGAUCAAGAAAAGGUGACAAAUACAUCUGUAGUUGUUCAUCACUCUGUAAGUCUCUUCUGCGAAGUAUCUGGUAACCCCUUCCCAAUCAUCUCCUGGUAUAAAGAAGAUAUCCAGGUUGUGGAAAGCAGUACUCUCCAGAUUUUGCACAAUGGGAAGAUACUGAAGCUCCUUAAAGCUGCUACUGAUGAUGCUGGACAAUAUUCAUGCAAAGCCAUAAAUGUAGCAGGAAGUUCUGAGAAGCUGUUUAACCUCGAUAUACUAGUUCCACCAAGUAUAAUAGGUGCUGAUACCCCUGGUGAAAUUGCAGUCAUCCUCAAUCAGGAAAUCAGUCUGGAAUGUAGAGCCAAAGGCUUCCCUUUUCCUGACAUUCACUGGUUCAAAGAUGGCAAGCCCUUGUUUUUGGGUGAUCCCAAUGUUGAGCUUCUGGACAAAGAUCAAGUUCUACACAUAAAGAGUGCUCGAAGGAUUGACAAAGGUCGUUAUCAGUGCAGCGCCACCAACACGGCAGGCAAACAAGUUAAGGAGGUCAAGCUGAUCAUCCAUGUCCCUCCUAGUAUUAAAGGAGGGAAUAUUACCACAGAGGUGUCGGCGCUUCUUAACAAUCUUAUAAAUUUGGAAUGCGAAACCAAGGGAAUCCCUGUUCCUACUAUUACAUGGUACAAAGAUGGACGCCCAAUUAUUUCCAGCCCCCAAGCUCUGUAUGUGGAUAGAGGGCAAUUCCUGCAGAUACCUCGGGCCCAAGUAUCAGAUUCUGCAAAGUACACUUGCCGCGUGACCAAUGCCGCUGGAGCUGCUGAAAAAAUAUAUGACGUGGAUGUCUAUGUUCCUCCAGUAAUUGAGGGCGAUGCUGACACAGCCCAGAACAGGCAGGUGGUUGCUGGCAAUUCACUGACGUUAGAGUGUAAAGCUGCUGGAAACCCUCCGCCUCUCCUUACCUGGUUAAAAGAUGGUGUGCCUGUGAAAGCAAGCGACAACCUCCGCGUUGUAUCUGGUGGGAAGAAGCUGGAGAUUCUGAAUGCCAUUGAGGCCGACCGGGGCCAGUAUUUGUGUGUGGCCACAAGCAUAGCUGGAGAACAAGAAAUCAAAUACGAAGUUGAAAUCUUAGUUCCGCCAUUUGUGGAAGGUGGGGAUGAGCUCUUGGACAACAUUGUGAUUCUCCAUAGCCCUUUGGAGUUGGAUUGUUCAGCAACAGGGACACCCUCACCAACUAUCACGUGGUUGAAAGAUGGUCAACCGGUUGAAGAGGGAGCUGGACAUAAGAUCUUAUUAAAUGGACAAAAACUUCUCAUCUCUCGAGCUCAAGUGUCAGACACUGGCCGCUAUAAAUGUGUGGCUGCAAAUAAGGCAGGAGAACAUGAAAGGGAAUUUGAUGUUACUGUGCAUGUUCCUCCAACCAUCAAAUCAGCUGGGACUUCUGAGAGAGCUGUUGUGAUAUACAAGCCUGUGACGCUGCAGUGCAUAGCCAAUGGCAUUCCCAGCCCUUCCAUAACUUGGUUAAAAGAUGGUCAACCAGUAAACACAGCCAGAGGAAAUAUAAGACUGGAGUCUUCAGGCCGUAUUCUGCAAGUUGUCAAGGCCCUGCUCGAAGAUGCUGGCCGAUACACUUGUGUGGCAACAAAUGCUGCAGGAGAAGCCCAACAGCACGUUCGGCUUCAUGUGCAUGAACCACCCAGCCUGGAAGAUGCAGGAAAAAUGUUAAAUGAAACAGUGGUGGUGAAUAAUCCAAUCCAUCUUGAAUGCAGAGCAUCUGGGAGCCCUCUGCCAGCUAUCACAUGGUACAAAGACAAUCGUCCACUUACCAGUGCUGCAAGUGCCACUUUUCUGAACAGGGGGCAGGUUCUGCAGAUUGAGGGUGCUCAGAUCUCCGACACCGGUGUUUAUAAGUGUGUGGCUGUCAACACAGCGGGCACAGCUGAGUUGUUUUACAGUCUUCAGGUUCAUGUCCCACCAUCAAUUUCUGGCAGCAGUGACAUGGUGACAGUCGUGGUUAAUAACCUAGUGCGACUGGAGUGUGAAGCAAGAGGCAUCCCUGCGCCUAUUCUGACGUGGCUAAAAGAUGGUAGCCCUGUUUCCAGCUUUAGCGAUGGACUCCAGGUUCUGUCUGGGGGCCGAGUCUUGGCAUUGACUAGUGCUCAGAUCAGUGACACAGGAAAAUACACUUGUGUUGCAGUGAAUGCUGCGGGCGAGAGCCAGAGAGAUAUUGAACUCAGAGUUUAUGUUCCACCAAACAUCAUGGGAGAGGAACAAAACGUCUCUGUGCUCAUCAGCCAAGCAGUGGAGCUGCUCUGCCAGAGCAAUGCUAUUCCCCAACCCGUGCUGACGUGGCUCAAAGAUGGACGACCCUUGCUGAAGAAGCCAGGUCUUAGCAUAUCUGAAGAUGGAAGUGUAUUGAAGAUUGAAGGAGCUCAAGUACAGGACACUGGCCGUUACACUUGUGAAGCGACAAAUGUUGCUGGGAAAACUGAAAGGAACUAUAAUGUCAAUAUCUGGGUGUCACCAAGUAUUUAUGGCUCGGAUGACAUCUCUCAGCUGACAGUAAUUGAAGGGAGCUUGAUAAGCCUGAUAUGUGAGUCUAGUGGCAUCCCACCACCCAGUCUUACCUGGAAAAAGAAUGGCUCUCCAUUGGUGGCUGACCUUUUGGGAAGGGUGCGGGUAUUAUCUGGAGGCAGACAGCUACAGAUUUCAAUUGCUGAAAAGUCUGAUGCUGCAUCUUACACUUGUAUUGCUUCAAAUGUAGCUGGAAGUGCAAAGAAAGAAUACAGUUUGCAAGUAUACAUUCGACCAACUAUAUUAAACAGUGGUAGCCACCCAUCAGAAGUUGUGGUCACUCAAGGAAAUGAAAUUUCCUUGGAGUGCAAGGUACAGGGCAUUCCAGAACCAGCAAUAACGUGGAUGAAGGAUGGCCGUCCGCUGGUCAGUGGAAGGGACGUAGUGAUACUUCAUGAUGGUCACUUUCUUCAGCUGAAAAAUGCCCAGGUGUCAGACACUGGCCGCUAUGUCUGUGUUGCUGCCAAUGUGGCAGGGCUGUCUGACAGAAAAUACGAUUUAAAUGUUCAUGUUCCCCCAAGUAUUGCUGGUGACCUGCAGAUGCCUGAAAACAUCAGCAUUGUGGAGAAGAAUCCCAUCUCUAUGGUUUGUGAAGCUUCAGGAAUUCCCUUGCCAUCAAUAACAUGGCUCAAGAACGGAUGGCCUGUCACUUUGAACAACUCAGUGCGAAUCCUCUCAGGGGGCAGAACGCUCCGUUUGACACACACGAGCGUAGCAGAUGAAGGUCAGUAUACUUGCGUAGUGACCAAUGCUGCGGGAGAAGUGAGGAAGGAUUUUGACCUUUCUGUUCUAGUGCCUCCAGGGAUUGUGGGUGAAAAUAAACUGGAAGAUGUGAAAGUGAAAGAGAAGCACAGAGUUACCCUAACAUGUGAAGUGAUAGGGAACCCUGUACCGCAGAUCAUCUGGAUAAAGGAUGGGCAAUCUCUAACUGAGGAUGAAGAUCACAGGUUUCUGUCCAGUGGGCGUUUCCUGCAAAUCACCAAUGCCCAAGUCACUGACACAGGAAGAUACACAUGUAUUGCAUCCAAUACAGCUGGAGAUAAGAGCAAAAGUUACAGUCUUAAUGUACUUGUGUCUCCAACCAUUGUGGGUGCAGAUGGCCAUGGAAAUGCAGAAGAUGUUGCUGUUAUCCUCAACAGCCCAACAUCGCUGGUUUGUGAGGCUUACUCGUAUCCUCCAGCUACAAUCACCUGGCUGAAAGAUGGUAAUCCUUUAGAAUCAAACAGAAAUAUCCGUAUUUUACCAGGUGGUCGAACCCUGCAGAUUCUAAAUGCACAGGAGGACAACGCUGGAAGAUACACCUGUAUAGCCACAAAUGAGGCUGGAGAAACUUUGAAACACUAUGAAGUAAAAGUCUACA